Messenger RNA from Nilaparvata lugens (brown planthopper), 993 nucleotides. RefSeq names its product putative gustatory receptor 28b. Gene Ontology annotation, biological process: sensory perception of taste. The transcript is spliced from 6 exons. The record is from RefSeq and is a predicted model, not a curated record. The coding region runs from base 67 to 522 and encodes 151 amino acids. Gene Ontology annotation, cellular component: membrane; neuronal cell body; axon. Lineage: Eukaryota; Metazoa; Arthropoda; Insecta; Hemiptera; Delphacidae.
AGACCAAACAUACCAAUUCAGCAAUUGAGGAGCUUUCAUUGGAGCUUGUGUGAAGCUUUAGGAAUUAUGAAUCGUUGUUAUGGAGGACAGAUACUUACAAUAAUGUUUUCGGUAUUUGUGAAAACCACGUCAUUAUUAUAUGGCAUGGAAUCAGACUUGACUGGAGAGACAAAAUCUUACAGAUCUGGAUACGUUGAAUGGAUUUACUUCAGUGACAACCUAAUCAGAUUGAUCCAAGAUAUUUUCAAGGUUUACUUCUUAGUUUCGGCAAGUGCAUCUGUGAGCAAUGAGGCUGGAAAGACGGCUUUGAUUGUAUCUAGAUUACUCAGUCGAAAAUUGAACUCUCAAUCGAAAAAACAACUAGAAGUGUUUUCUGUUCAACUUCUCCAUACUGAGGUCAACAUCACAGCUUGUGGGAUAUUUACUUUGAACUACUCUGUCCUAACAGGAAUAAAUUCAUCGACACAAAACUUCAUUGAGAAUUUCAAGUCAGGAGCGCAUUUGAAAGAAAGGUUGGAAUAGCUCAACUGAUGUCAGCUACUGAGGAUACAUCAAUAUGAUGAUUGGAGCUAUAACAACAUAUCUUAUUAUUCUAAUUCAGUUCAAAAAUUCAGAUAAAGUUAAUAAAGUAGUUGGAGAGCAAUAAGGACAAUUAGUACUGAAAUGAUAAAUUAUCAAAUGAUUAUACUGUACAUGGAUUCUCAAGUGAUAAUAAACUGUUUUCUCCAAAGAUGGUUUUAUCACGCAAAUAACUCUUCUUACAAUAUGGAUUUUCUCAUUAAUCAAAUUUGAAUGAUUUUAGAGCUGUUUUUAACUGAUAAAAAGUGGCAAGCUCCUUUCAAGUGUAAGAGACUUUGUGCCAUCAUGAAAACUCUGCAUAAAAUUGAUAAAGUAUUACAACAAGAGCCUCAUACAAGUAGUUGCGAGCUGACUUCAAUAAUAUUGAUCUGCUUUAUCUACAUUUCACUACUCGACAUUUUUCAUCAUUUACCA